This is a messenger RNA of Naegleria gruberi, 816 nucleotides long. RefSeq lists its product as uncharacterized. Lineage: Eukaryota; Heterolobosea; Eutetramitea; Acrasida; Naegleriidae. The record is from RefSeq and is a predicted model, not a curated record. The coding region runs from base 1 to 816 and encodes 271 amino acids. The transcript has a single exon.
AUGGUAAAACUCUUAGCCAACAAACAAGGGAGUGAUGAUGAUGAUGAUGAUGAUGAUUAUUACAGUGACGAUGAUGAUGGUGAUUAUACUGAUGACGAAGAUGGCGAAGAAGAAUUAUAUAAUAGUGGCGAUAGAACUGAAAAGGAAGAGUUUGAGAAACGAAUGGAGAUGUACAUGAAGGAAAUGUUGGAAGAGGAAGGUAUUGAUGAGGAAAGUGACGAAAGUGAGGAGGAAACUAAAAUUGUGAAGAAAGUGGUUGAGCCAAAGAAGAAGAAGCAGAAAAUGGAAAGUGGUCAAUCAGCAAGUAGCUCUUCUGGUCAAUCAGGAGUUUAUUUUAAUGUUAAAUUUGAUUUGCCAAGAAACAAAUUUAAUAGAGUAAUGUGUUUGUCAGUUCAGAAUGCUAAUCUGCGACAUUUACACAAUUUACUCAUGUAUGCUUUUGAUUGGGAUGAUGGUCACUUGCACAUGUUUCACACCUGUAAAGGCGAAUUCACAGAUAGAAGUAUGUGUCAGGAAGGAAAAGAAGAAUCGAAAUGUAGAUUGGACUCGGUUUUGAAUAGAAGUGUUGACAGUAUUGAUUAUGUCUAUGAUUUUUCCAGUGAAUGGAAUAUUUCAAUUUCUUUGGAAAAGAUUUUAACAGAACAAGCCAUGAAAGCUCAAGCUGAAAAGUUGAAUAUUGAGUUGCCAAAUGAUUUAACAAAGGUUGUGUACUGUUGUGGUGGAUUGGGUGGAUCAAUUGAUGAAGAAUCUGGAAAGAAGAAGGGAACCUUUGAUAUCAAUAAGGAAAACAAGAGGAAAUUUAACAUUUGGAAUUAA